AUGCAGCAUGCAGCAAUACUGCAGCUAAAUCAGAGCUGGUAUUUACAGUGAGUGGAAUGUCUUCAUUUGAGAACUUACUUUUCCAAGAACAAGGAGCAGAAAUAUCCUCCUGUGAUUUAUUUGUUUCUACGUCUGGGCAGAGCUGCACUUCCCAACUGCUGUGAAGAGCUGGGCAAGGAUGGAUGGCACAUAAAGCAAAGCAGAAGUCCUGGAGCCUUAGUCACCAGUCUGAUGGACUUUCAGUUCACACUUUGCUCCCCAACACUUGAAUUGUUUCUGUACUGUUGACAAAGGAAACAUGACCUCUACUCUAGGUCCACCACCUCCAUACUACGAGAACAGAGGCUUCCAGCCAGAGCCCCUGUACGCUGCCAGGCAGGCAGCAGGUGCUGCUCCCUACCCACAGCUCUUCUCCACCAACCCUCCCUCCGUGCCAAGCUACGUGCCCAGGGUUGCCACCCACCAGUCCAGCCGGCCAGCAGCGCACCCGCCCAGCAGGACGUGUGCAGCCAGUCUGAGGAAAACCAUAAUAAUAAUAUUAUCUAUAUUAAUAGUCAUUUGUUGUGCAAUUGCUGCUUUCUUCAUCUGGUAUUUUGUAGAGAAUCACUGUCUCAGCUCCCUGAUGGAGUGUGGAUCCUCAGGGGUGUGCAUGUCCCCCUCCCAGUGGUGUGAUGGAGUGAGCGACUGCCCCAACGGCGAGGACGAGACGCGCUGUGUUAGACUUUUUGGACCAAAUUUUAUCCUGCAAGUUUAUUCACCUGUCAGCAAAUCCUGGUAUCCUGUUUGCCAAGAUGACUGGAAUGAUGAUUAUGGGAAGACUGCAUGCAAGGACAUGGGCUACAACGUAGAAACAUAUUUCUACAGUCGUGGGGUAGCACCUGACGCCAGCUUUAAGAGCUACAUGAAGCUGAACACAAGUGCUGGGAACAUAGACUUGUACAAAAAGCUGUACAACAGUGGUUCCUGUGCCUCAGGAAAUGUGGUUUCUCUGCGCUGCAUAGAGUGUGGCCUGUCCAGCAAGAGCGUGAGCAUCAUGAACAGGAUCGUGGGUGGCAGCGGGGCCGUGCUGGGGCAGUGGCCGUGGCAGGUCAGCCUGCAUGUGCAGGGCACCCACGUCUGCGGGGGCUCCAUCAUCACCCACAGCUGGAUUGUGACAGCAGCACACUGUGUGGAAGGGCGACUUUCUGACCCACACAGCUGGAGGGUUUAUGCUGGGAUUCUGAACCAGGAUGAGAUGUUCUUUAGGAGUGGAUACAGAGUGCAGCAGAUAAUUUCCCAUCCAGAUUAUGACACAGACUCUAAAGACAAUGAUGUUGCCCUUAUGAAGCUGGAGACACCACUGAGUUUUACUGAAACUGUGAAGCCAGUUUGUCUGCCCAAUCCAGGAAUGAUGUUCCAGCCUAACCAGCAGUGCUGGAUAUCAGGGUGGGGAGCAGAGCACCAAGGAGGUAAAACAUCAAAUAACUUGAAUUACGUUGCGGUGCCCUUAAUAGAACGUUCGAGGUGUAAUGCUGUUUAUAUCUACAAUGGCAUGAUUCUGCCUACAAUGAUCUGUGCUGGAGACCUAGCAGGGGGAGUUGAUUCCUGUCAGGGUGACAGUGGAGGUCCUCUGGUGACUCUGCACCACUCUGUGUGGUGGCUGGUUGGAGAUACCAGCUGGGGCACUGGCUGUGCUACUCCCAACAAACCUGGAGUGUAUGGGAAUAUGACUGUGUUUACAGACUGGAUUUAUAAAAAUAUGCAGGCAAACAGAUGACAACACCCUCCUUGCUAAUCGAUGUUCCUGAGGACAAGAAUAAAUGAAGCCAUGGGGGCCUGGGAUAUUUAUUCACUUUGCGGUUGAUUUUAUUUUUCCUCUUUGAUUUUUCUUUUUAAAAGUAACAUGAAGGAUUGCACACUUGGUUCUGUGCUGGCUACAGUGAUGGAUCUUAAUCAGUGAAGGUUCAUCACAACAAGCACCUUUCUUCUCCUUGUGGUGCCUGGCAGAGUCAUUCUGUCAACUGCUUGCUGAAAUGUCUCUCUUUUGUUGAGUUACUUUUGCUUGAUGAUCAGGCUUAUAAUGACAAUUUAAAUCACAAUUUAAUUUCAGAUUUUUGUAGCAAGAUGCUAAGACGGUUUAGUAGUUUUUAAAUUAAAUGUUAAGUAAUGUGAAUGUUGAAUCUCUGA
Sturnus vulgaris (Common starling) is the source of this 2166-nucleotide messenger RNA. The record is from RefSeq and is a predicted model, not a curated record. Lineage: Eukaryota; Metazoa; Chordata; Aves; Passeriformes; Sturnidae.